GAGGGGAGGCUGUGACAAUCUCAGAAGCUUCAAGACUCUGUACAGAAUGAAGACUCUGGUGGCUUUUCUUUUCCUGGGCUCUUUGGGUCUGGCUUGGUGCAAUCCUGGAGCCUUUAAUAUCGCCAGAACUGGGGAAGCCUCACAGAGCUCUGAUUAUUAUGGCGGUACGUCUGUAAGUUACGCUUACAAGGCCAUUGAUAGUGUGAAAGAUACCAACUGGCUUAAUGGCUUCUGUACCCACACAAAUAACGACCUGCCGCCCUGGUGGAGGCUGGACAUGAAACACAAGUACAAAGUGAAGAUCGUUAUACUCUCUGGCCGGUCGGAUGGCGCUAUGCAGCGGCUGAUGGAUGCCGAGGUCCGAAUUGGAAAUUCUCCAGACAAUAACAACCCAGUGUGCGGUAAGGUCACCCAAAUUACUGACCCUACAACAACUUUCUCCUGUUAUGGGAUGGAGGGUCGAUACGUCAGUGUGGUGAUCCCGGUGCGCGCUGAAUUCCUGUCCAUUUGUGAACUGGAGGUCUACGGUGACCCCGUGAGUGAUGUCACCUAUUAUUAGGUAAACCUCAGAGGAACAUGACAGAAGGAAUACUCAAGUUGAUCAUCGCAUUUAAUAUCCAGGAAUUAACAUGUCUUUAACCACUUGCUUACUGGGCACAUAUACCCCCUUCCUGCCCAGGCGAAAUUUCAGCUUCCGUCACU
Molecule: messenger RNA, 702 nt
Organism: Rana temporaria (common frog)
Lineage: Eukaryota; Metazoa; Chordata; Amphibia; Anura; Ranidae
Product: pentraxin fusion protein-like
Exons: 4
Coding region: 47-559 (170 amino acids)
Source: RefSeq, a predicted model, not a curated record